AUGGGAAGAACUAGUCGUAAAGUCGAAGAACCUGCACCAACAUACGCGGAGAGGCUUGAACGUAUAGAACAAAACAGGGCCUUACUGGCAAAACUCGGUCUUAUUGAUUUUAGUCUUUCACCUCCUAAACCUAAAAGACCGCCAAAGCGUCAAAUUGAUUCGGAAGAAUCUCAACAGGAUGAACAUGCCCGAACACCUUCGCGUAAGAGUCCGAGAAUACAACAAAUGAAACCUAGGUAUAAUCUACGCGCCAAAAGUUAUCAACCUAUUUAUGCCUCAGCUCAAUUACGACGUGUCAUUCGUCCUAAGGGCUCAAAGACCAGAUAUAAAGUAUUAGGAAGAAAUAAUCAAGGACGUAGAUUUUAUGGAGGUAGAAUUUAUGAUUCAGAAUUAGGAUCAACUUGUCACCAAUGUAGACAAAAAACUAUUGAAGAAAAAGUACAAUGCACUAAUGUAUUAGAAAACGGAACGCUCUGUAAAGUGAUGAUGGAUGAACGAUGUUUAGUUGGAAGAUACGGUGAAACACUGGAAGAAGCGCGAAGUUCUGGCGAGUGGAAUUGUCCGAAAUGUCGAGGUGUAUGCAAUUGUUCAUUUUGUCGAAGAAAAAAAGGCCUUCCUGCAACAGGAAUUUUGAAACAUCUCGCCUUAGCAAAAGGCUAUAAUUCUGUUAUGGAAUAUUUGGGUGAUGCUUAG
This is a messenger RNA of Dentiscutata heterogama, 693 nucleotides long. The record is from the annotation of a GenBank genome assembly. NCBI's taxonomy places the organism in Eukaryota, Fungi, Glomeromycota, Glomeromycetes, Diversisporales, Gigasporaceae.